Molecule: messenger RNA, 2636 nt
Organism: Brienomyrus brachyistius
Lineage: Eukaryota; Metazoa; Chordata; Actinopteri; Osteoglossiformes; Mormyridae
Gene: srp72
Product: signal recognition particle 72
Exons: 19
Coding region: 59-2053 (664 amino acids)
Biological process (GO): SRP-dependent cotranslational protein targeting to membrane
Cellular component (GO): signal recognition particle, endoplasmic reticulum targeting
Molecular function (GO): protein binding; ribosome binding; 7S RNA binding
Source: RefSeq, a predicted model, not a curated record
CCCCGAGUUUAACCCGGAAGUACAUUAGCGGUCUCCCAAGAGCUCAUGUGCGGAGAAAAUGGCGAGCGGUGGGGUGUCAGUGCCUGCGCUGUGGACUGAAGUGAACCGUUACGGACAGAAUGGCGAUUACACGCGGGCUCUCAAAUCUGUCAAUAAAAUCCUUCAGGAAUGUAAAGACGAUGUCACUGCUCUACAUUGUAAAAUAGUUUGCCUUAUACAGAACGGCAGCUUUAAAGAGGCACUUAAUGUCAUCAACACUCACACAAAGGUCCUUAGCAGUGAUGUCAUCGCUUUUGAGAAGGCAUACUGCGAGUACCGACUGAAUCGUGUCGAAAACGCUUUAAAGACAAUCGAAAGCGCCACCCAGAAGACGGACAAACUGAAGGAACUUUAUGGCCAAGUGUUAUAUAGGUUGGAGCGCUACUCCGAGUGCCAGGCGGUGUACCGGGAUCUCAUCCGUAACUCCCAGGACGAGUAUGAGGAAGAGCGCAAGACCAACUUGUCCGCUGUGGCAGCCGCCCUGAGUACCUGGGAGAAGGCGGUUCCGGAGGACCUUGGGCUGUCGGAGAUCACUUAUGAGCUGUGCUACAACUCUGCCUGCACUCUGAUUGGCCAAGGCCGUCUCCCAGAAGCCAUGAAAAAACUGAGAAAAGCAGAAGAGCUUUGUCGGGUUUCUUUGUCAGAGGAUUCUGACGUGACAGAGGAGGACAUUGACUUGGAGCUGGCCGUCAUCCACUCGCAGAUGGCUUACAUCAUGCAGCUGGAGGGACGCACUGAGGAUGCCCUGCAGCUCUACAAUCAAGUCAUCAAGCUAAAGCCGUCAGACGUGGGAUUACUGGCAGUGACGGCCAAUAACAUCAUCACAAUAAAUAAGGACCAGAACGUGUUUGAUUCCAAGAAGAAGGUGAAGCUGACCAACGCAGAGGGUGUGGAGCACAAACUGGCCAAGACGCAGCUACAAGCAAUCGAGUUUAACAAAGCCUUACUGGCCAUGUACACUAACCAGGCUGACCAGUGUCGAAAGCUGGCUUCCAGCCUCCAGUCACAGAACCCGGGCCACCCGCGGCCGGUGCUGAUCCAAGUGGCCCAGCUGUGUAGAGAGAAGCAGCACUCCAAGGCCAUGGAGCUGCUCCAGCAAUUCUCAGAGAAGCACCCCAAGAGUGCGUCUGGAAUCAAACUGACCAUGGCACAGCUGUACCUGACUCAAGGUCAUGUUACGAAGGCGUGUGACAUUCUGAGGUCAAUAGAAGACUUUAGAUACAAGCCAGGAAUGAUCUCGGCUUUGGUUACGAUGUACAGCCAUGAAGAAGACAUCGACAGUGCUAUUGACGUCUUAAGCCAAGCUAUUCAGCACUACCAGAGAGAACAGCCAGGCUCAUCUGCUCACUUGUCUCUAGUCCGCGAAGCUGCUAAUUUCAAGCUGAAGUACGGAAGGAAGAAAGAAGCCAUUAGCGACCUGGAGCAGCUGUGGAAACAGAACAAAAAAGACAUCCACAACUUGGCUCAGCUUAUCUCUGCCUAUUCUUUGGUUGAUCAAGAAAAGGCAAAAUCUCUGAGCAAGCACCUUCCAUCCCCCGACACCAUGUCGUUCAAAGUCGACGUGGACGAGCUGGAGAACUCGCACGGGGCCACGUACGUCAGAAAGAAGCCGGCCAAAGUGACGGGUGAAAAUGUAGCCAAGGAGGAGGGGCAAGAAGGGGUUAAGAAAAAGAGGAAGAAGAAGAAAGGCAAGCUCCCAAAGAAUUACGACCCCAAAGUGACCCCAGACCCAGAAAGGUGGCUUCCCAUGCGGGAGCGCUCCUACUACCGUGGCAGGAAGAAGGGAAAGAAGAAGGAGCAAGUGGGCAAGGGCACGCAGGGCACGACGUCUGGGGCCACGGCUGAGCUGGAUGCCAGUAAGAUGGCCAGCAGCCCGCCCACAUCACCCCGGCCAGGUACUGCAGCCCCCUCCAGCACGGCGGUACCACCACGUCAACAGAAGCCAGCAGCGUCAGGGGCCACUCGGAAAAAGGCCCCGCAGAAGAAGAAAAAGGGGGGCAAAGGAGGGUGGUAACAUUCAAGAAACACCCCCCCCCCCAUCACAACAAUGGAAGUCUUGUCAGUCGAAGUCUUCAUGAUUUUUAGGUCCUUCCCCACAGCGAACAUCUCAGAGUAAUUGUCGCAUCCUUACGGGUGUUGGUUGCUGUUUCAGGAGCAAAUUUAUAUUAUUAGACAGAGAUCCAAAGCUAUAAUUGCAAGAUCUGAGUAUUUUUGUCAAAUAAACACAUUGCCACGGGAUCAUCAUACUGUAUGUACCAAACUGCAAACCUUCAUCUUGCAAUUUCAUCUGAAUGGUCUACGUGUCAUUUUUCUCAAGCGCAUGCUUGUUCAUUCUCAUGAAUUACAAUUUUGUUCACCUUUUUUUUUUUUUUUUUUUUAAAUGAGAAAAUGUCGAUAAAAUUAGAUUUUUAUUUUUGAUUUCGGCAUCAAGGUCCUACGUUAUAAUUUUAGGAAUGCGAAGACCUUAUUCUGUUAGGGCCGGAAAAGUGUGGAUUGUAUGCAGUUUGUCUGGAGAACAUUAAAUGAAAAGGUAGAGGAGUAGUGCUGCGUGAAACUUUUUCAGCAAACUUAAUAAAAUGAGUUGGUUGACACGUCAA